AUGACCACAAAGCGAGAGCACGCCGAGAUACGUAAGCGGUCCGAAAUAUGUUUCCAGUCUUUUACCGAAAUAUCUCAUUCGGCCCAAGUCCAGCGAGGAGGCGGCACCUACGACCAUGUUAUCAGUGGAUUGAUUGACACGUUUUCGCGGUUCCGGCUUUGGAUCUCCAACAUUGGCGUCUUUGCAGAUGACCAGUUGUCUUUAGACUAUCGAGUGCGGGAGGUUGGCGAAAUCAAGGAGUUGUUUCUUGGUCAGCUCGGCAUCAUUGAGUGCCGGCUCCUUCAGUUUCAUGAGAUGUUCAGCAAAAGCACAUCUGAAGAUGACACUUUCGUGGCGAGAAACUCGAGCGAUCUCAACGCAAGCCGCCGUGACAUCGUUCCUACCACCACCACGCACGAGACGAGCGAACCCGAUCCCUUCAAAGAGUGGAGUUCGGAGGAGUUGCUCGCUUCGAUCCAUCGAAGCAUCGACUGGCUGCAACGUUUAUCAAAUUCGAUCAGGAGAGCUAGCUCGACCAGCCAGAAUGCCAGUGCCAAAUAUUUCAAGAUUGAGGACUACAAAGGAGACAAACAAGCCUCCGAAAGCGAAGUGCGGGGCCGCUACAAGGCGAUGAUACACGACAUCAGUCCUGACGCCCCCACGACGUCAAACACUCUCGAAAAGCACGUCAUCAAACAUUUGCAACAGUUUGCCCUGCUGUCUUUGGACAUUCCAGAACAAAUCUCCUCCCAAACAACGGAGCCAAAGAAAAGCCCAACGCAUCAGUCUUCUAUUGCUUCGAGGUCUCUGGACUUUUCUACGGACGAAGAAGCGGCUGAAUCCGAAGCUGAGACACGAGAAACGGUCAAAUUAUUCAGACAAGAGUGGGAAGACCAUCUGGCUUUUAAUGACGAGAACAAGUCUAUACCAGAUGACUCUAUGGACACUAUGGACACAUUGGACCCAGAUUUUAUGGAUUACACGAAUUCGCCACCUCCUGAACUGUUGGAUGACCAAAUGUUCGAAUUGGAUUGGAAAGUGGUUCAGGACUCAACAGAGCAACGGAGCGUCAACAUGGGUCCGGAGAGAAGUGACCAACCUCCGCUUCCCGCACAUCAAGACACACCUAGAAUUACGAUCCCCAGGAUAUCGAUUGAUGGCCAAUCCGACUACGAAGACGAGAGCACAGAUGGGAACGACACGGAUGCGACACGGGAUGAUUUCCCAAUUCCUUCAGAGACUGACGAGGCUCUUGACUUGGAAGACCGAAUUUGGCAAAAGGCCGUCAACCACGCGAACGGCGCUACCCCAUCGUUCUGGCCACCGGGUGUCUUGAAAAGAAUAAUCACGAGACAGGCUGUCACAAACGAGAUCUUGAAAGCUUUCCCGAACUAUAGCCGAAAAGAAGGCGAGAGUAUAGCGGAAAGGGUGUGGGAGGACAGGUCCGGAAAGUGUGUCAAAAUCUUCACCAUUCUUGUACUACUCGACGAGGUUCAAGUGCUCGUGGAACACAUCCUCGGAUGCCCGCAGGGCGUACGUGACCACGACCUUCCCCUGACACUGAGGAACAAACAUGGGAGUCCCAGCAGAAAGCUCUGCCGAGCAGACUCCGAGACAAGGCGCCUUGCGGUACCUGUAUUCAGGUUCGACAGGAGAAACAAUGCUAUCAUCCACCUCGAUCUGGACGAGGGAGACAUCUUGCCGUGGUGCGAAGAAGCCGUGGUUCCACCAGUCAACGCAAUGGACGGCGGGUAUGGCACAGUGACAAGAGUCAAGAUCCACCCUAGAUGCCAUGAAUUUCAUGACACAUUGAGAGCAAUCAAUGUCGCCGGCGGACUUUUCGCCGUGAAAAGGCUGCGGCAAAGGAUUGUUAAUCAAUUCAGGGACGAGGUCGACGCACUCAAGAGAUUCAACGGGAAGGUCCAUCCACACCUUGUCACUCUUCUGGCGACAUUCACGCAAGCGGAAUACUAUUGCAUGAUUUUCCCAUGGGCCGAAUGUGAUCUUGAGCAGUACUGGGAGAACAACCCGCAACCAGACCCAGGUGACAUUGAACUGGGUCGCUGGCUUUCACGACAAUGCCUGGGGAUCAUGGAAGCAGUGAACGUAAUACACAACCCUAGCCACCUCAAAUCAGAAAGGAAAUUUGGGAGGCACGGCGAUAUCAAGGCGGAGAACAUUCUUUGGUUUAAAUCCCGGCCAGAUGACCCCACAGACCGUGGCACUCUGGUGAUAUCGGAUUUGGGCCUGACAGCGAUGAAUAGCGAAAAGAGCCGAUCGAUGCAACCAAAUACAGGCCUGAAGAUGACACCAUCUUACAGACCCCCAGAAUGUGAUAUCAAGGGUGGAACAAUCUCCCGAAGCUUUGACAUAUGGACGCUGGGCUGCCUCUAUCUCGAGCUCAUGUGCUGGUUGCUGAGGGGCAAUGCAGGGAAGAUCCAAUUUGAUCAGGCACGAACAGCGCCAUUCAUAUUCGGUACUAAGGCAGACAUCUAUUUCGAUAUCGAAGAGCGAAAGCAAACCACGCCGGGAAUGUUUGUAUUCAAAGUGAAGGAUGUCGUGUCCAAGACCAUAAGCGAACUUCACGACGACCCGUACUGCUCACGAUGGGUACACGACCUGUUGGAUCUGGUUGAGAACGACAUGCUAGUUGUGCUGUCAAAGACCCACAAACGCAAGACGUCCCAAUUUUUGCUGCACAAACUUCGAGCCAUGGACGACAAGGUCCAGUCGAGUGCAGGGUACAGCACAGGUCCAGCGCCCCAGAGCAGAACCCCCUACUGGAGACCGCAGGUCGGCACCUUUGCCGAGCUGAACGAAGUAGCGCAGAAGUAUGUUCUCGAACAUGGGGUGCGCACACACGAAUCUGACGAGCGGCCGUUGGAGCAGUCGGAGGACCUGGCAGAACUGGAUUAUUAG
Diaporthe citri is the source of this 2898-nucleotide messenger RNA. RefSeq lists its product as uncharacterized. Gene Ontology annotation, molecular function: ATP binding; protein serine/threonine kinase activity. Bases 1 to 2898 code for a protein of 965 amino acids. NCBI's taxonomy places the organism in Eukaryota, Fungi, Ascomycota, Sordariomycetes, Diaporthales, Diaporthaceae. The record is from RefSeq and is a predicted model, not a curated record. Gene Ontology annotation, biological process: peptidyl-serine phosphorylation; peptidyl-threonine phosphorylation. The transcript is spliced from 7 exons.